GAGCCAGUCACAGCCCACACACAGACCCCGACUUGCGGCUGUCCAUCUCACUCACAGCUCUGGUCUCAUCCUCAACUCAACCACAACCAUGGCUCAGACACUGGCUCUGAGCCUCCUCGCCCUGGUCCUGGCUCUCUGCAUCCCCUGGAUCCAAGGCAGUGAUGGCGGAGGUCAGGAUUGCUGCCUCAAAUACAGCCAGAGGAAGAUUCCCUACAGUAUUGUCCGAGGCUACAGGAAGCAAGAGCCAAGCUUAGGCUGUGCCCUCUCAGCGAUCCUGUUCUUACCCCGGAAGCGCUCUCAGCCUGAGCUAUGUGCAAACCCUGACGAAGGCUGGGUGCAGAAGCUGAUGAAGCGUCUGGACCAGCCUGCAGCCACAGGGAAGCAAAGCCCGGGCUGCAGGAAGAACAGGGGAACCUCUAAGUCUGGAAAGAAAGGAAGGGGCUCCAAAGGCUGCAAGAGGACUGAACCCACACAGACCCCAAGAGGGCCCUAGCGCGGUGACCACCCUGGACCCCAGGAGAUUCCCCGUUAACUUCAUUAUGGCUCCAUGAGGGGCUAGGAAACAGGAAAGGCUCGGGAGCCCCAGAGCAGCCUUCUCUUGCUGGCCUUGUCACACCCUUGUCCUGCUUCAAGCGUCCUGUCUGCACGGUCAUCCCUUUCUUGUACGGCUGAGCUGCCUUCCCUGGGCCAGACCCGGAGAGUCAGAAGGAGGAAUGAAGAAGGAGACAGCAGGACUGUCCCCUCUAGGAGGUCACUCAGGUCCCAAGACCUGACCUUGCUCUCCGAGGUGCCUUACCCUUUUCCUUGCUAAUAUGAUUUAUAUCUAAUUGAAUAAAACGCUGUUCCAGCCCUCAACCUGAA
Molecule: messenger RNA, 861 nt
Organism: Mesocricetus auratus (golden hamster)
Lineage: Eukaryota; Metazoa; Chordata; Mammalia; Rodentia; Cricetidae
Gene: Ccl21
Product: C-C motif chemokine ligand 21
Exons: 4
Coding region: 89-493 (134 amino acids)
Biological process (GO): monocyte chemotaxis; inflammatory response; positive regulation of ERK1 and ERK2 cascade
Cellular component (GO): extracellular region
Molecular function (GO): chemokine activity; CCR chemokine receptor binding
Source: RefSeq, a predicted model, not a curated record